Alternaria atra is the source of this 2118-nucleotide messenger RNA. RefSeq lists its product as uncharacterized. The record is from RefSeq and is a predicted model, not a curated record. The coding region runs from base 1 to 2118 and encodes 705 amino acids. The transcript is spliced from 2 exons. Lineage: Eukaryota; Fungi; Ascomycota; Dothideomycetes; Pleosporales; Pleosporaceae.
AUGUACAACGCCCAAAUCCAUACUUCGACUUAUUCAGCCCACUCAGACCCCGAUGGCUUCGAAAACACGAGUCCUCAGUCUAGACCAUGGUACCAAAGACGUGUAUGGCGGACCGCUGUCCUUUGGGCAGCGGUGGCUACUACACUUGUCGGCUUACUGAAUUUGAGCAUCACUAUAUGGGCCCUCGCCGCACAUGACAUUGUCAAUGGCAACGGCUUAUUGUAUUUAGGUUCGUGCCAUACGGUCAAGCAGCUCAACAUUGGCAUCCAUUUUGUUAUCAACCUUUUCAGCUCGGUCAUCCUGAGCGGAAGCAACUUCACCAUGCAAUGUCUGGCUGCACCCACAAGGGAAGAAAUCGAUGAUGCGCAUGCCAAUGGAUCCUGGUUAGACGUCGGAGUUCCAAGUAUUCGCAACCUCAAACGCAUCGCAAAAACAAGAGUGUACUUUUGGAUACUUCUUGGAGUGUCAUCAAUACCGCUACAUCUUUUUUACAACUCUGUCGUCUUUACAACACUUUCUGCCAAUCAGUACAAAGUUUAUGCCAUCAACGAAGCUUGGCUGUCAGAUGGGCCCUCACCCCCGACCUUGGACGUCAAGUAUUACGAUAUUCUUAUGGCUGAAUUUGAGGUGGAACAUAGAUUGUUCGAGGAAUACCAGCAGGGUCGACUAGAGCGCCUCGAGUCCCGAGAAUGCAUUGAUGCAUAUAUGCUUCCGUUCGUCUCGAAUCGUGCCAACGUUCUCAUCGUUACUGCAGAUACUCCAUACAACAUUACCAGGGAUGCAGAAGUUUUCUUUGCAUCUGGAGGGGGUGCCAUCCAUAUAACCGGAGGGAUGGACGCCAGAAAUCUUGACCCAUACCCAUGGAUAUGUGGCCAGUCGCGCUCAAAAAACACCUUCUGCCACCCAGAAUCACUGGGGCUUCUAAAAGAUUCGGCGAAGUGGGAAAUUGGGAAUCGCACAGUGAAGUAUUGCCUUAGCCGAGGAACGGAUGAGAACUGCAAAUUGCAGCUUAGCGCGACCAUCGCGAUUAUCGUCACUGUGCUCAACUUCGUCAAGGCGGUAUUGAUGUUUGCAGUCUGUUUUCGCAUGCAAGAGCGGGGUAUAAUGAAUGUUGGAGAUGCCAUCGCCAGCUUCUUGGAGAAACCAGCCGAGAUGACCGAGGGUUCUUGUCUGCUAUCUGUGGACGAUCUGAAACAGAGCAACAUAGGGCAUCAGAAGGUUUUGGGCCCACGCCCGUUCCACGGGGAAAGAAAGCGCUGGUUUGCGGCUGUGAGUCGCCGCCAGCGCCUAGCCUUCUACCUCGCGAGUCUUCUCGGUGUCGUUAUAUGUACCAUCCUUCUCGUAUAUGGAGUUUUUACUAUGCCUGGCGCUGCGCCCUCUGCUAUAUGGUCGUUCGGGUUUGGGCAGGCUACCCAACAUACUCUUAUGACGUUCCAGGGCGUCCGGCGCCGCAUGAUUACGGUGUCAGGCAUCUUAGCAAACGUUCUUAUCGCCAAUUCGCCUCAGGUCAUCCUCUCCAUACUGUACUUUACUGGCAACGGGCUGCUCACUUCGAUGUUGCUAUCGCACGAGUGGUCCAGCUAUGCGCACAAGCGUAAGGCUCUGCGUGUCUCCUGUCGUCCAGAGGGGCAGCAACGCUCUUCCUACUUCCUUCAACUGCCCUGGCGCUACGCUAUACCUACGGUUACGAUAGGCAUCAUCCUGCAUUGGCUUGCAUCGCAGAGUAUCUUCAUCGUCACAGUCGAACAGUGGCAGGAGUCGUACGAGACAGGUGCUUGGGAGCACGAUGACUUUUGGGACUUUGCCACGUGCGCAUACUCACCUCUAGCCCUUCUCAUCUUUAUCUGCGCCGUCGCUGCCGCCUUGCUCGUUAUAUUUGCUCUUGGUUUCCGUCGCUUCAAAUCCGCCAUGCCUGUCGGGGCCAAUUGUAGCUUGGUCGUCGCGGCCGCGUGUCAUCCUUGCGGUGUGCGGCCGGAGCCUGAAUUGCGAGCCCAAUACCCGUUGCAGUGGGGCAUCGUUGGGGUUCCAGAGAUCUCGGGCCACCAAGGCGGGGUACAUAGAUGUGCUUUCUCAAGUCAAUCUGUCGAGUAUCCAGCUCACGGAACGAUGUGUGGUUAA